Messenger RNA from Corythoichthys intestinalis (scribbled pipefish), 4151 nucleotides. It is a transcript of the gene ogdhb, whose product is annotated as oxoglutarate dehydrogenase b. Bases 111 to 3065 code for a protein of 984 amino acids. The record is from RefSeq and is a predicted model, not a curated record. Lineage: Eukaryota; Metazoa; Chordata; Actinopteri; Syngnathiformes; Syngnathidae. The transcript is spliced from 23 exons. Gene Ontology annotation, biological process: tricarboxylic acid cycle. Gene Ontology annotation, molecular function: thiamine pyrophosphate binding; oxoglutarate dehydrogenase (succinyl-transferring) activity. Gene Ontology annotation, cellular component: mitochondrion; oxoglutarate dehydrogenase complex.
CGCCCGCCCGCACUCACACACGCACAGGACGCCGCGGGACUCGUACAAACACUCACAGCAUGGCGAAUACGAGCCCUGAGUAGUCGCCUGAAAGACGCCUGUUUUUUCCGAUGCAUCGCCUCAUGAGCUCGGCUGUGGCUGGGCUGCGACCCCUGACGUCGGUUCCCUGGACGUCCACUCACAGGCCGGUCCGGAGAGCCUUUCUCAACGGCGCCAACAGAACCUACGUGGAGGAGAUGUACCUGGCUUGGCUGGAGGAGCCCGCCAGCGUACACCAGUCAUGGGACAUGGUAUUCCGUAAGACCCACGCGGCCCACCGUAGCCCGAUGCCUCUUCGGGGGCCGAGCACCGAGACUGACAUGGAGAAGUUGGUGGGAGACCAUCUGGCGGUCCACACGCUUAUACGCACUUACCAGGUGCGAGGUCAUCACAUCGCCAAGUUGGACCCUCUGGAAAUCAGCUGCGUGGACUUGGAUGACGCUCCGUGUAGCAUCGGGUCGCAAAAAGUUGGUUCUCAUGGUCUAGAUCAUUCGGACUUGGACAAGAUUUUCCGCCUUCCGAAAACCACAUUCAUUGGUGGCAACGAGGACGCUUUGACACUCAGGGAGAUCAUUCGACGUCUGGAGGAGGCAUACUGCCAACACAUCGGAGUGGAGUAUAUGUUCAUCAACGACGUACAGCAGUGUCAGUGGAUCCGACAGAAGUUCGAAACCCCAGGAAUCCUGCAGUUUAGCGCGGAGGAGAAGCGAAUCAUGCUGGCCAGGAUGAUCCAAUCCACAAGGUUUGAAGAGUUUCUUCAGAGAAAGUGGUCAUCAGAGAAACGUUUUGGCUUGGAAGGAUGCGAAUCACUCAUCCCAGCCCUCAAGGCCAUCAUUGACAAAUCGAGCGCGAUUGGAGUGGAGAGCAUCAUUAUGGGAAUGCCGCACAGAGGGAGGCUAAACGUUCUUGCCAACGUCAUCCGCAAGGAAUUGGACCAGAUCUUCUGCCAGUUUGAUCCAAAACUAGAGGCUACAGAUGAGGGUUCCGGAGACGUCAAGUACCACCUGGGAAUGUUCCACAAGAGGUUAAACCGAAUCAGCGACAAGAUGGUCACAUUGUCGCUCAUGGCCAACCCGUCUCACCUAGAGGCCGUGGACCCUGUGGUCCAGGGUAAGACCAAAGCUGAACAGUUUUACAGCGGUGACACGGAGGGAAAGAAGGUGAUGUCCAUCCUUAUUCACGGCGACGCCGCAUUCGCCGGUCAGGGUAUUGUUUACGAAACCUUCCACCUGUCAGACCUGCCAUCCUACACCACGCACGGUACCGUGCAUGUGGUGGUCAACAACCAGAUCGGCUUUACCACGGAUCCCAGGAUGGCUCGCUCGUCUGCAUAUCCCACAGACGUGGCUCGUGUGGUCAACGCGCCCAUCUUCCAUGUCAAUGCUGAUGAUCCCGAGGCAGUCAUGUAUGUGUGCAACGUGGCGGCGGAAUGGAGGAACACAUUCCACAAAGACGUGGUGGUGGACCUGGUAUGCUACCGGCGGAACGGUCAUAACGAGAUGGACGAACCCAUGUUUACCCAGCCGCUGAUGUACAAGCAGAUCAAAAAGCAAAAGAGCGUCCUGCAGAAGUUUGCGCAAAGGCUUAUCGGAGAGAAAGUGGUCACCACUCAGGAGUACCAGGAGGAAGUGGCCAAGUACGACAACAUGUGCGAAAAAGCCUAUGCUCGCUCAAAAGAUGAGAAGAUCUUGCACAUCAAACACUGGCUGGACUCUCCCUGGCCUGAUUUCUUCACAGCGGAUGGACGUCCCAAAACUAUGAGCUGUCCAUCCACCGGCCUCUCGGAGGAUGAGCUUUGCCAUAUUGGAAAGGUGGCCGCCUCCGUCCCCAUGAAAGACUUUACCAUCCACUCAGGUCUGAGUCGCAUUCUGAAGGGUCGUGCAGACAUGGUCAACCAGCGAGUGUGCGACUGGUCGCUGGGCGAAUACAUGGCUUUGGGCUCUCUACUCAAUCAAGGCAUCCACGUUCGUCUGAGUGGUCAGGAUGUAGAGAGGGGGACUUUCAGCCAUCGCCAUCACGUCCUUCACGACCAAAACGUGGACAAAAAGACUUGCAUCCCUAUGAACCACAUCUCCAGCGAACAGGCAACAUACACCGUCUGCAACAGCUCGCUGUCGGAAUAUGGAGUCCUCGGUUUCGAAUUAGGCUUCGCCAUGGCCAGCCCCGACGCGCUGGUUCUGUGGGAGGCUCAGUUCGGAGACUUUCAUAACACGGCUCAGUGCAUCAUCGACCAGUUCGUCAGCUCAGGUCAGGCCAAGUGGGUACGACAAAACGGCAUCGUGUUGCUGCUCCCUCAUGGCAUGGAAGGAAUGGGUCCCGAGCACUCGUCGGCCCGACCCGAAAGAUUUCUCCAGAUGUGCAACGACGACCCCGAUGUGCUCCCGAGGCAGCACGACGACUUUGCUGUUCGGCAGUUGUAUGAGUGUAACUGGAUUGUUGUCAACUGCUCCACCCCUGCCAACUAUUUCCACGUUCUCCGCCGACAGAUCCUAUUACCCUUCAGAAAACCGCUGAUUGUGUUCACGCCAAAAUCCCUUCUGCGCCACCCGGAGGCUCGAUCCAAUUUUGACCUCAUGUUGACAGGAACCCAAUUUCAGCGCGUGAUCCUUGACGAGGGUCCAGCAUCCGCCGAGCCCAGCAGCGUGAAGCGUCUCGUAUUCUGCACUGGAAAGAUUUACUACGACCUGCGCCGUGAGCGCGCCAAGCGGGAACUGGACGCUGCGGUGGCGAUAGUCCGUGUGGAGCAGCUGUCACCCUUCCCGUUUGAUCUGGUACGAACUGAAAUGGAACGCUACGCCCAGGCGACCGUGGUCUGGUGUCAGGAAGAGCACAAGAAUCAGGGAUACUACGAAUACAUCAAGCCCCGAAUGCAGACCACAGUUGGCCACGCACGACCGAUUUGGUACGCUGGGCGCGAUCCCGCAGCUGCCCCGGCAACGGGAAACAAACACACUCACCUGACGGAGCUGCAACGCCUCCUCAACACCACCUUUGACCUAGACGGCUUCUCAGAAAAUCAAUGUUGACCUCUUCCAUGGACGUUCAAGCACUCAGGGGAUGCCGUUGCAUUGCUGUAAAUGUGAAAAAGUGUAAAAACACAGGUGUCUCAUAAAGGGCAAGCUUUGUGCGAACAUACAUUAUAAUGUGAUCUGCUAUGGGAAAGCCAAAAGAAAUUAGCAUAUAUUUGCCAAUGUUUUGUUUCCGAGAUAAAAAGUAAAUUAAUUUUGACCGUUUUAACUGAAUUUCUCAGGGAUUUUAUUGCUUCCUUUACUAGGGAUGUCCCGAUCUGAUCACGUGAUCGGAAAUCGGGCCGAUCGCACCAUUUUUCAUAGGAUCGAAAUAAGGUGAAAACAAUCAGCUUUUUAAUUUAAAAAAUAUAUUUCUUUUUCUGAAAAUCGGGUUGAUCGCGCCAUUUUUCAGAGGAUCAGAAUCAAGUCAAAACAAUCAGGUUUUCAAUUAAAAAAUAUGUUUUUCUGCUUCAUGCUCGUACAGCGCCACGCCUUCUCUCCUGCUAAGCAGUGCAGCCAAAUUGUCCAGUGCAGCUUGCGUUUGGUACUUAAAGUUAAUGAUAAUUGACAGGUUUGUAGCUCUUAUCUUGCCAGAGAAGCUUGGUAGCUCUACCAUUAAAGGCACAAAUGUAUCAAUCAUCGUUAAAUUUGCAGCCCAGUCAUAAGUGUGCUGUGGCAACUCAUUGUGUAAGUGAGGGGCUGUUCUGAGCAGCCUGAGUGGGUUUGAGUGGACUCACUCAAUGAAGCAUUUAAUAAAGACAAACAUUUUUCUACCUUAUUCUUGUGAAAUACAGCAUCAAGGCGGCACAGUGGGAUAGUAACAUGUUUGGAACUUGUGUUUAAAAAUAAAGAAAUAAAAUGUCGGCUUCGGAUCGGGACUCUGUAUUGUUAGAUUCUCAAAAUCAGGUGAUUUGGACUCGGGUGCAAAAGUAUACGAUCGGGACAUCCCUAUUCUUUACCAACUAUAUUACCUCAUGGAUAGGACAUUUUGCUCUGUCAGCUAAACAACGAAAAAAUAUUUUUUGAUGUGAAGACAAGUGAAUGUCAGCUACAGUGCCUUGCAAAAGUAUUAGGCCCCCUUGAACCUUGCAACCUUUCGCCACA